Molecule: messenger RNA, 1854 nt
Organism: Physcomitrium patens
Lineage: Eukaryota; Viridiplantae; Streptophyta; Bryopsida; Funariales; Funariaceae
Cellular component (GO): endoplasmic reticulum; COPII-coated ER to Golgi transport vesicle
Source: RefSeq, a predicted model, not a curated record
GAAGAAGCCCUUCGGUGGAUUCGGUCCGCUGUAGGUAGCGGCGAGCCUCGCUUUUCCCGAGGGAUCCAUCGCUGUAUCAGCAUCGUGUUCUGUGACUCGAGCCACUGGAGCUCGUAGUCCGUCUCCACGACAGUCUUCUGAGUUGGGUUUGGUCGAUUUUCGAAGUUGUUUGAAGGUGUGGUGAAGUUCGAAAGAAGGUGCACGGAGCAUCAAGUUGUGCUUGAGGGACGGGAUGACGCGCUGUUAGGUCAGAGGAUUUGGUUUUGAAGAGUUGCAAAGGGCGACAAGCUCUAGGGUUUGUGAUUCACAGUCGGGUUUUGUUGUAGGGUUUAGAUUGCAUGUGGUUGAAGGGGAGAAGCGGAGCGUGGGAAGAGCAUAAUGGCCUUGCAGAUGAUCCAGAAGCUGAAGUCGCUGGAUGCGUAUCCGAAGAUUAAUGAGGAUUUUUAUAGCCGGACGUUGUCUGGUGGAAUCAUCACCAUUAUUUCUGCCACUUUUAUGGUGCUUCUAUUCUUUUCGGAAUUAAAGCUGUACUUAGCUGCCCAAGUAGCAAAUGACUUGGUUGUUGACACUGAGCGAGGAGGGACAAUACAAAUAAACUUGGAUGUCACCUUUCCAGCGUUGGCGUGUUCAGUGGUUAGUUUAGAUGCUAUGGAUAUCAGCGGGGAGGCACACCUUGACGUGAAGCACAACAUUUUCAAGAAGAGGUUGGACGUUAAUGGGAAGGUGAUCGAACCUGCGAGGCAAGAAUCCAUAAACCAACCCAAGCUAGAUAAGCCCCUGCAGAAGCAUGGGGGCAGGCUUGAGCACAACGAGACGUACUGUGGAUCUUGCUUUGGCGCUGAAACUGAAGAAGAUCAUUGCUGUAACAACUGUGAGGAAGUCAGAGAAGCGUAUCGUAAAAAAGGCUGGGCUUUGAAUAACCCUGACCUCAUCGAUCAGUGCAAGAGGGAAGGUUUUUUGCAAAAAAUAAAGGACGAAGAUGGGGAGGGAUGUAAUGUUUAUGGUACCCUAGAAGCAAACAAGGUGGCGGGAAAUUUUCAUUUUGCACCUGGCAAAUCCUUUCAGCAAGCAAACAUGCACGUCCAUGAUCUGAUGGCUUUUGGGAAAGACAGCUUUAAUGUCAGUCACAAAAUCAACGAAAUAAGCUUCGGUGUUCGAUAUCCGGGUGCAGUGAAUCCCUUGGACAAGUUGGAGCGGAUACAAACGACCACCCAUGGAAUGUAUCAAUAUUUUAUCAAGGUGGUACCCACAGUUUACACAGACACGAGAGGUCGCAAAAUAUCUACCAAUCAGUUUGCUGUUACUGAUCAUUUUAAGGGAGUUGGCCCUGGAGAAGAUCACGCAUUACCUGGCGUUUUCUUCUUUUAUGAUUUGUCACCAAUAAAGGUGAAAUUCACUGAGAAAAGGAUGUCCUUUUUUCACUUCCUAACGAAUGUAUGCGCUAUAGUUGGUGGAGUUUUUUCCGUGUCAGGCAUUAUAGAUGCUUUUGUAUAUCAUGGCCAAAAACAAAUUAAGAAGAGGUUAGGGAAGGACACCUGAGUUGAUGGGAGUUAAAAGUCGUGACAAAAUUGCUAUCAUAUAGCGGCCAAAUUGCGACUACGUUGUGUUACACAUCUGGAGGGACUUAGCACUAGUUUUAGGGCAUGAUGUGUUCCAAACUCCUCAAACUUCCUCAAAGUCCGAUCAGAUCGGAUCGUCAGAUGAGCUUUGUUCAGCUUGGUGCGUUGAUCGUAUAGAGCAUUUCAAAUCCGAGACCUUAGUCUUCAUUUCAGUGACCUUCAUAAUAUUAAGUCAAGAUGUGAACACAAGUGUUCAAACUGUAAAUCAAAUUAAAGCUUUUUGUUCGUUUAUGUA